AUGCCGGUUAAUAGUAAGUUUCUCCAAUUUUCUUUCCUGUUUAUACUUGAGAAAUCUUACUGAAAGAUUUCCAGAAAUUGGGUCCGUCGAACCUGCCACCAGGAAGCAGGUUGGGGAAAAGGGUGUCGUGAGUCUUGUCUAUCUUUCCGUUUCUUGGUUGACAGGCGGCUGCAGCGAGACUUCACUCUCUUGUCUUUACCUGUAGUCACCCAUUGACGGCAGCUGACUUGAAGGACCGUGGGUAGUUCGGAGCGAGGACUUAUGCAGAUACUUGCCGUGGUGAGGAGGGGACCGCUCAACAAUGCCCACCGGCGCUCUCUGAAGAGGAGUAUCCUAGUUUGGUGCGCAAAAUGGGAUAUCCCAUCACUAGCAAGGGAAUUAAACUAACAAACUACUCUCUACAGAAAGGUUCAAAAACUUCUAUGACUACUCCUCAGGGAGUGUGCCCCCCCGCCGCCAAAUCUGACACCAGGGGUACCGACCCUGGGUCUGCCCGAUCGGAGCCAAUGCAUUUAACGACUUUUAGGAGAGGUCGGCCGGAAGCUCCUCGACAGCUGUGUCCUGCUCCGGGGCUCGUGCCUUCCGGUGCCCAGGCUCCCAUUGGUCAAACCCUGAAGGAUGGGCUUGGGAGGGUUAAUUUGCUUACUCGUAGUUUACAGGAGGCUAGAGGGAAAGGAAAAGCUCCCAGCUGUCAGAGCAAGGACGGGGUAGGUUCCCAGAGCGCCCUCACUCCUACCGCCCCACCGUUUACACCGGCUUCACAGCAGGAUCUUAGGAGCUACGCUCCAACUGCUUCCCGGGCUCUGUUUUCAUCAUCAUCAACCCCCGCCAGCUACUACCCACCAAACUACCCAAACAAGACUCCAUCCCCUCAAUUUUAUUCCAAUUCAAUGACUUCAUUGCCGACCCCUAAUACUUCUCGCCCGACCCCUAAUCGUGGGAGCUCGUCACUUCCGAGCACUACAACAGCGGGUCAGACCGAAAGGGAUUUCGCGAUAUUCCAGAACGCGGUACUCAUUGCUGGCGCACAGAAAGAACAUGAGGAGAAAAUGGGCGGUCUUUACGGUCAGAAUCUCGGCAUAUCCUCCACUAAUCCUGAUGGGCAUUACGUCUGCGGACUAGUGUUGCAGGACUUGAAGAUCCGGAACGCCGCGCUGAAGGCAGAAGUUCAAGCAGCUAAAGCUAGGGAAGAGGAGCUGAAGCAUCAGAAUAAUGCGAUCAAAGACCAUUGCUCUACCAUGGAAACAACGUUGUUAUCGGUUGGGCCCCAACAGACCAUAUCCCUUAGGGAUUUUAGCAAAAUGAUGGGUGAGAUGGUUCAUUUGCGUGCUAUCGCGGAGCACACGGAGCCAAUGGUGGAAACUGUCAAUGGAUACCAGCAAGAGAUUGCCGUUCUCAGGGCUAGGCUUUUGGCAAACGGGAUUGACCCCUCAAUAACUGACACUCCGGUUGUUCCGGCUCCCCGGGAAUCCAUGACCGCCUUGUUGGAUGUCGUCCACGGGCCCCCUGUUCCUGGGCCUGUCAUCUCUGUUCCCGUCUCUGUCGAGCCUGAGGAGGGCAACGGGAGGUUCCCCUCCAACAAGUUCUUCUUUGGAGAGUUCGGUAUACUUUUCCGCUCGAUUGCGAAUCUCGGACGUUGCAACUACCAAUUCACUAGGCAAUUGCCAGUCACCACUGUCCAGAUUCCAUCCCAGGUUCGUGAGAAGUUGAAGGUUAUCGUUCAAGGGAACGAGGAUCUUCUCGAUUGGCUGUUGGACGACACGAAUAAGACAAAGUUCCUUCUUGUGUCUGGCUUGUUUUCCCGUUUGAUUUAUAGCGAAGUUAUGGUUGAGACUUUUGUCGAUCAACUCAUCUUCAACAUGGACGAAGCCCCGGUUGAGAAAUCUAGGAUUUUGAGUGGCUGGGCUCAGAGUAGGUUCUUCGCUUCCCUCUUUCUGCUAAUAUGAAUAGUAAGCUAACUAGGGAAAAUAGACAACCCGGACAUUACUAAUAAAGUCUGGCCCGUCCUCACCGAGAUGUCAGAAGCCUUGGGAAAGCAGCUCCACGACAAAUACGUCUCGCUCCUCUCCCGCCCUACCGACGCCCGCCACCUCGAAGAAUCCCUCCGCUCCCUGGUCGGGUGCAUCGAGCAUGCUGGACGCCUGGCCCUUGGUAUGGCCCAUCUCGGUUGGGGAAACUGGAGGUUUGUGUUCCACGGGACCGAGACUCCUUUCCAGAGUGCCAAAAUGACCAUCUGCGAUCUGGGCACCGAGGGACUCCUCAACUUCGGCUACGACACUCGCAUCCUCGAGGAGAAAGAGGCCAAGAUUAAGUUCUGUGUUUUCCCUAUGAUCUACAGGAGGGACGACACUGGGGCUUGGAAGGUCCUUGCUAAGGCCACUGCUCUGGUCUAAUUGGUCUUUUGCGGAGGGAUUGGCUAAGAGGGGGGGUUCUCAACUACUUGGUCUUUUUUUCUCCUCUUUGCUCUGACUAGUUUGCGCUUUCACCUUUAUCUGUUGUGUCUUAGUCGUUGUCUUUCGACGGCUCUAUCUUUUCAUUUGCUUCGUUUGAGUCUCCCUGUUCACUUUUAUACCCCCUUUUUUUUUUCCCUAUUGUUACGUUUGGGGAUGCGGAUCUGACGUCUAAAAUGUUUCCUUGGUGGAAUAUGUAAGUCGGCUAUCAUCUGCCGGGGGGUAUGGUACUGGUAAUAGGUGGGGGUUAUAACGAUACAAUUGAACAAA
This is a messenger RNA of Tuber aestivum (summer truffle), 2720 nucleotides long. The record is from the annotation of a GenBank genome assembly. Lineage: Eukaryota; Fungi; Ascomycota; Pezizomycetes; Pezizales; Tuberaceae.